AUGAAUGAGAUUAGAAGUUGUUUAAAAUUAUGUGUACCUCGACACUCAGUGGACUCGGUCGCGUCGUAUUCUAGCCAGAAUCACGUUGACCGGAUAAGGGCACAGAACUUCUCAGCGGCUUCUUGUCAAGACGACCCGGACUUCGGCUCGAUUAAAACAAGCCUAUUUAGACGGUCUUCUCCAAAUUUGGAAUACUUAAACAAACGGCCGGAGAGCGUUACGUCAAACUCAAGCUCAACAAGAAGCCGACUUCGAGAACUUGUUGAAAGGAAAUCGAGUCUGGACGAGCACAAGUCCGCGGCAAACACCGUCGGUGAUAUCCAGUAUUUUGAGAAUCCUACAGAAACGUUAGAGUUUGACAAUUCGCGGCAUUCGGUACAGUCUAAAAAAAGUCAAGAACGUCCAAAAAAGAGGAAGCUGUCUAAAACGAAAGGAAAAGAGAAAGACAUAUGUGAAAAUAAAACCAAGAAACACGAAAAGUACCAAAGUAAACUAGCUGAGUACUACAAAUUACCAGUACAACUACCCCAGGACGAGUUUUACCAGCACUUGACAAGGUCGAAAGCAGCCGAAGAACUAAUACAAAAACGAUUCUCGAAUUCCGACACUGAGUUUAGCGGCAGUUACGGUAAAGUGUGCAAACACAAAGAACCUGAUGGUGCUAACUUACGACGCAGUCGAAGCUUGGCAGUGAUUAGAGAAGAAACGUUUAACGAUCUUCAAAUACAAAAUCACGCCAAAAGCAAGAGAUCUCAAUUGAUACCCCGCGCUCGCUUGUUUGACAAACCUUGCUUCAAAGACAGGUUGCCAGGACGUGCCAAGUACCAAACAAAAGAGGAAGUUCUGGAAAGUAUUUAUAUUGAUAGCACCGCUUCUUGUUUUGGAGACAUAAACGCACAAAAGGAAAGUGAAAAACCAGAAAAUACUGAGAAUAGAUCAGAAAAGGAAGAAGUGGUGUCACGUAACGAAAGUCGUCAUUCCCGAUCAGCAAGUGGAAGUUGGCCAAAUUUGAAUGAAGAAAUAAAACAGACUAAUCAUUCUGAAGACAGCAUUGGACAUUCGCAUAAUCCCAGCGAGAUUGAUAGCUUAGAUUCCAAUUACGUUAGAAAACAUUACAACUUUGAGGCCCACAGAAAAAGCUACAAAGACAGUUCACCCGAAUCUGAUCGUCUUAUUGCAUCACCGAAUCUAAGCAAAGAACUAUAUGUGACUACAGACGAACAUGAUACUGACAACGAAGACAAAGAUCAAUCAAACAAUAAUACACUAACAUCUUUUACAAACGAUAGUUUAACACGGUGCAGCAACGAUAAACCAGUUGAGCUUGAUACUACAGAAGUAAGCGAUAAAAAUUCGACAAAAAGCCAAAAAAGUGAAAGAAAAGAAACUAUACACGCAAGCUCAGAACGGGACACCUCAAUACUAAUCAGUGAAAAGAUAAACGAAGAUGAUUUACAAUCUAUAGCAUCUGAAAAUGAUGAAAUUGUUUCUAGCCCUCCCGAUAGUAUAACGUCUUAUAUUUCAAUAUCUAUUGCUUCUUCAGACAAAUCUCAAAAGUUAGAAUAUUUGGCUAACUCUCUAGCUGAAAAAAUUGAUGAAUAUUGUGAUUCUCAAUUUAAGGAGAACGCUUUAGCUGCGUCAACUACUAUAAAUUUGGAAAAUCAUCCAGAUAUUGAUCCUGUUUAUAUACAAGUAAAUAAAAAGAAAACAUUUGCUGAUAUUCGCAGAGAUUCAUUCCUAAAAAAGAAUAAUAACUUAUUCAACGAAGUUUUAAGUAACGAAGAUCAAGUGAGUAACACUUAUAUAGAUAGCGAUAAUUAUUCUACAAAUAGUCAAUACACAUCCCAAAACAUAACAACAGAACCUUUUAUCACCACUUUAAUAGAAAACCAAUAUUACUCUCUUCCUGACAUAAAUAUUAGCAAGUGUCUGCGAAAAUCAGAACGCAUUGACGCGCAACUCAGGGAGGAAGACCCAGAGGAUCUACCCAGUGAAAACACGUAUGAAAUAGCACAAACACAUUUCCGGGAUAUCUUGUCAUCCAAAAACUCUGAAAAUUACGGUCAUUUGAAUAAAAAUUCAUCCGAUUCUACACAUAAUAUCAAAAUUCAGAAAAAUAAUUAUAUUUACCUGCCGGAAUAUUCAGAACCACAACAAUUGCAAAAUUUCAAUAAACUUGACGAUGAUUUAAAAUCUAUUAUAACAGUUGACAGCUCUAACGCAGAUGAAAAAGAAAUAAAUUAUUUUCGUUCUGAUAACCACCAAAACGAAAGAGAACUUAAUGAAAUAGAAGGAACAAUACGAAACAACAAAGUAAUAACGAAAUCUGAAAGCCUAAUAAUAUCGAAUAGUUACAGGCCCGAAAUAAAUAUAUCAAAAUCUACUUCAAACGAUAAUAUUAAUGAUCCAUUACAGCACAAAAAGCAAAAAACUGGUAUUAAAAAACAUUAUUCUCUUCGUCAACGGGAGCCGUCUGAGGACGAGACAGAUCGGAUUCCUAGCCCAGAAUCUGUAGAGAAAACCUUAAUAAACAUUAAUGAGCCUGCAUUAGCAUCGCAAGCUGCAAGAGAAUCAAAUACCAAUUCAUUAUUAUCACGAGUACAAUCUUUCAAAACAUCGGCAGAGUCGAACAUUGCCUUAGUCCCACUAAGUGGCCACCAAACCAUCGUAAUUGAUCCACCUCUUGCUCAAAACUCUACAGAAUUACUAGAACUGCAAAACGAACAACAAUCAAAUACAAUCACAAAAGGCGAAAUCAUACAAAAAACUGAACCAACGACACAUUUGGACAUCAUUACAGAAAAUCAUAAAGAAACUAAAAACACUACAGUUGAAAAUUGUAUUGAUACAUCAAGUUACUACAUACCUAAAGAACCAUUUGUAACUAUAAAAUUAAACAAAGUCAUCAAAACAACUAUACCGAAAUUGAAAAAAGAAACUAGUGAUAAAAUCGCAUUUGUUCAAAACAAGUUUGAAAAACCACCACCGAAACUAAUAAUCAAAGACGAUAAGACAGAUCCACCCGCACAUACACUUACCAAAGUAAGCUCAAAUAUGACUAGACCUCAAGUCUUACAAGUUGUUGAUUCUAAAAGUAAAAAACAAAAUAUCCCAGCUAACUUAGAAAGUCUUAGUAAGCAAAAUGCGGAUAUAAAUAAGAAAACUGACGUAACUAUGGAUAUAAAAGAAGAAACUAAAUUUCCUAAAAACGAAAUCACGGUCAAAGAAAAAAUUAAUAAUGCAAUAAAAACUGAUAUCGAAUACCAAGAAAAAAUUAACUCUGUGAAAAACUAUUGGUCUAAGCUUGUGGAUCAACAUCCAGAUUGUAAAGAACAUAUUAAAAUUGACCCCGUAAAACCUGAAGAAAUAUGCAGUAAUAAUAAAGAUGACAACAAUGUUGAAAGGAAGGAAGAAAAGAUUUGUGAAAAAAAUGAGGACAAAUGUUUAUCAGAAAUAUCAGUGGGGAAUAUUAUUAAAUCUUUAGAGAGUGUUAAAAUUGUUGACAGCAUACGUAAAGUUAGCCAAACUAAAUUACAGCUAUGGAAAGAAGAAACUGAAAAAGUAAAAAGCGAUUCUGAAAUAGAAGAAUCACCUGUUGAUAAAAUUGUUAAAGAAUCUGAUCCUAACACGUACGAUAAAAAUGACGUGGAGAAAUAUGAGUUAGAUUCAUGUAGAGACACUCCUGAGAUAGAAAUAGUAGAAUUGACCUGCGAUAAUAAUGAAAAUCAGAAAACUCAAGCUACACUUAUAAAAGCAAAGAGCUAUGAUAAAGAUUGUGAUGACUUUGAUCACGUGAGAUAUAAAGUAAUGAAGUCAGAACUUUUCAAAAAUAGUAUGAUAGCAAACUAUCGUAAGGAAGCUCAAUUCGAUGGAUUGUUACAAUACUUACAAGACUAUAGUUUUCAAGAAUUAUUAGUUAAUAAUAAUAUAGUUAUAAUUGAACCAGUAAGAACAAAAGUUGAGCCAGCACCGAGAAAAAACACAGAUACAUGCAAAAUUCCAACGAAUCUGUUGAAAAAAACUGAGAAUACUGUCCCAACGGAGAAGCCAAAAAGUUCAGUACGCCGACAUUUCUUUUACCACCCGAUUAGAGUGAAUAAAGAAAUCAUUGAAGAAGAAUUACCAAAUCCUGAUACCGUCAAAAAAGUAAGAAAUCUAUUUGAGGACACGCUAAAGAUGAAGAGUCCUAUGUCACAUGACCCACCAUUGAUUGAGGAAAACGUUGGUUUAACAAGAAGGGCUACAUCUUAUAGGAAUCUUAGUGAAGAAUCGAAAGAAAAUAAGAAUGGCAGAAAGAAAGUUAUAAGACAAUUAACGAUAGAUACUAAUUUCGGUAAUAAGAAAUGGGAUAAUGCUAGUUUAUCUAGUGGAGUAUCAAGUGGCGAUCUUAGCUCAAAUAACGAGUAUGAAAAUGAUGCCUUGAGCCCAUAUUCACAGAAAAAAUUAAAAGAAUCGGUAUACAGUUCAAGCGAUGAAUAUUUGUGUGAUUCUAUGAACCAAGAUUUUAUUUGUGAAAGUCAGUAUGUUAGCCCUGAUAUCUUGAAGAAAAUCAGAGAGUGUGGAACUUCGGUUACAUAUUAUGGUGGAAAAGUACUAAAUUCCAAGACAAAUUCAACAGUAAGUCCUAUGACGAAGGCUAUAAUGGAAGAAAUUAAGAGUUUGCAAAAAAACUGCAGUAGAGACUGUUAUUCAUGUCAAAUGAAAUGUGGAGGAGACAAGUGCUCGUGUCUGACAGCAGAGAAACAUAAGCAACCACCUGCCAACAAACAAAAUAACAAUAUAUCAUCCGACAAAAUUCAAAAUCAGAGUGUAAAUAAACGUACUGAGGCAUUUCCGGGAUUCAAGUUUAAGUUGAUUAAAUCUAACAGUUGUAGCAGUCGGUUGGAAUUAACCGGUGCCGAUGAAAAUAAAAACCCAAAUCAUAAUUAUGAGAAACAGUUAUCAAAAGAAGAUCCCCCAUUACUGUUUCACGAUGAAGAAAAUUCAGUCAAAAAUAAAAUUUGCAGAUUAGAAAGUUAUAGCAAAGGAAUAAUAAAGACACCAUUUGAAUCAAAGGACAAUGAAAUCAAAAAAGACGUAAUAAAAACAAAGAUAGGUGCUAUCAAAAAAUAUGAAACCAAUAUUAAAAAACUUGAAGUUAUACCUCAACAGACGACUAUAACUACAGAAACCAAAAAAGAGGAACCAAAAGCAAAAGAAGAGAUAAAAGAAGAAUGUACAGAUAGUACUUUAACCGGUACCGACAAACAAGCAACAAAUUCCCAAACUUUUGAAACAAAAUUUUACUACCUAAAUGAUACUUUAGAGCAAGGUAAAGUCACACCCGGCAAGUUUGGCGAAAUGGUGUUCGAAGAGUUUGAAGUUUUAGAAUCGUGUUACGAUAGUUUAAAUAGCAAUAAGUCUUUAAAUUAA
Arctia plantaginis is the source of this 5412-nucleotide messenger RNA. Lineage: Eukaryota; Metazoa; Arthropoda; Insecta; Lepidoptera; Erebidae. The record is from the annotation of a GenBank genome assembly.